AUGGGUGGACAUUGCGCAGACAUGUACUUCCAAGAGCUAAACAUUACGGGAGCCUGGGCGGAGGCGAAGCGCAUGGGCGGCCUGCGCUUCCGCGCUGGCGCCGCGCCUCGGGAGAAGCCCACGUGGUCAUAUUUUGGGAAGGUGGGCGUGAAGGUGAUCCAUGGGCUCACGCAGCAUGGGAUCGCGUACCUGAAUUUCUAUGUCAGGGACCUGGGGGGCGCGGGGUUCGCGGUCGGGGGGCUGCUGGGAGAGGACGACCACACGGAGGCGGCGAGGCCCGCGGAGUCGUGCAGCAGGCGCCUGUCGCUGCUGCAGGUUGCGGCCGUCGGCGGUCAGCCCGCGCGCGAGUUCUCGGUUGCAGAGGCGAGUUUCCAUGGCGAUGUGUGA
This is a messenger RNA of Prorocentrum cordatum, 387 nucleotides long. The record is from the annotation of a GenBank genome assembly. NCBI's taxonomy places the organism in Eukaryota, Dinophyceae, Prorocentrales, Prorocentraceae.